Hevea brasiliensis (rubber tree) is the source of this 1358-nucleotide messenger RNA. RefSeq names its product lignin-forming anionic peroxidase-like. Gene Ontology annotation, biological process: hydrogen peroxide catabolic process; response to oxidative stress. The transcript is spliced from 4 exons. The coding region runs from base 136 to 1110 and encodes 324 amino acids. The record is from RefSeq and is a predicted model, not a curated record. Lineage: Eukaryota; Viridiplantae; Streptophyta; Magnoliopsida; Malpighiales; Euphorbiaceae. Gene Ontology annotation, molecular function: peroxidase activity; heme binding.
UUGUGCUUAUCUGCAAUGUUUCCUUCCUUCAAUUCCUUUGAUCUCUAAACCACCAAAUCAAUCUGUUCACUCUCUUUCUCACAGAUUCACUUCUACUUUUAGGAGAUAAACGCUAGCAAAAUUAUAACAUUAAGAAUGGCUUGUCAUUUGUCUUCUACUUGCUUGGUUUUCUCAAUUUUAUUAUUACUAUUAUUAUCUUUCUCAAGCUUGCCAUGUCAAGCACAACUUUCUUCCAACUUCUAUGACGAUACAUGUCCUAAUGCACUUUCCACAAUUCGAUCAGCUAUUAGGAAAGCUGUGUCACGUGAGCGUAGAAUGGCAGCAUCGCUCAUUCGCCUUCAUUUCCACGAUUGCUUUGUUCAGGGUUGUGAUGGUUCAAUCUUGCUGGAUGAUACGCCCUCAAUGACUGGCGAAAAAUUUGCUCGCAACAAUAACCAAUCUGUUAGAGGAUUUCAAGUCAUAGAUGAUGCCAAGGCCCAAGUGGAGAGCAUAUGUCCUGGAAUAGUUUCAUGCGCUGAUAUUGUUGCUGUAGCAGCUCGCGAUGCUUCUGUUGCGGUUGGUGGACCUUCAUGGAGAGUGAAGCUUGGAAGGAGAGACUCUACCUCUGCAAGCCGAAGCCUAGCUAAUGCUAACCUUCCUAGUUUUACAGAUAGCCUCGAAAGUCUCAUAUCUUUGUUUGAUAGGAAAGGUUUAAGUGCAAGAGACAUGGUUGUCCUUUCAGGAUCACAUACAAUAGGCCAAGCAAGAUGCCUGACCUUCCGUGGUAGAAUUUACAACAAUGCUAGUGAUAUCGAUGCUGGCUUUGCAAGUACUCGAAGACGCAAAUGUCCAGCUAACAAUGGAGAUGGAAAUCUUGCACCGCUUGACUUGGUGACACCCAAUUCAUUUGAUAACAACUACUUCAAGAAUCUUAUUCAGAAAAAGGGUCUUCUUCAAUCAGACCAGGUACUUUUCAGGGGUGGAUCUACAGACAGAAUUGUUAAUGAUUAUAGCAGGAGCUCUUCAGUUUUCAGUUCUGAUUUUGCUUCUGCCAUGGUGAAGAUGGGAGAUAUAGACCCUCUAACUGGUUCUCAAGGAGAGAUACGAAGGCUUUGCAAUGUUUUACGUUAAUUGAUUAGUUUGUCAAAAGAAUUAUUCAAAAUUCAAAGUGUUGAUAGUGUCAUGAAAUUGUUUAUUCAUUAUCAAGUUCUGCAAUAAAUUGUGGGAGUAUAUCUUGAACAUGAUUUUCUCUCGCUCGAGACACCCCCAUUAUAUUAUUCUUGUAAUUCACUUUUCGAUUCAAGUAUUGUUAGAAUGUAAGUUAUACUUCAUUGUCACGUAUAAUUAAGCUAAUUGUACUUUUAUUUAUGGUUUUAAAA